AUGUCUUCCCAACGAAAUAGAAGAAAUCAAAAUGCGAUAUUAAAUGAUUUUUUAUCUCGAAUAAAUUAUCUUAGGAUUUAUCCUCCCUAUAAUAGCAAUGCACAGAUACUUGCCGCUCAAACGAGAAAUUGUAGAAGUAUUCCAAGAAUAACGGGGAUACAUUUAAUGAAACGAAACAUAAAACGUGAAGCCAAUCGAUUACAUGUGUACUGUCGACAUAUCAUUGAUCUGACGACGAAUCAUGUUUGGAAUUUUUCAACAGCUCAUCAACGAGAGCAAUUCACAAUGUUAGCAAAUGAUAUAAACAAUAUAAAUCGAAAUCGUGUGUUGCUGUUGAGUAACGCAGAGACUGUUAAUAGGAUGUUUCAGAUAACUAUACCGCAAGCAACAAGUAGUGAAUUCGACAACGCUUUUUUUAAUGGAAGCAGUUUUCCAUAA
Molecule: messenger RNA, 438 nt
Organism: Funneliformis mosseae
Lineage: Eukaryota; Fungi; Glomeromycota; Glomeromycetes; Glomerales; Glomeraceae
Source: the annotation of a GenBank genome assembly